Messenger RNA from Xylaria bambusicola, 708 nucleotides. RefSeq lists its product as uncharacterized. The record is from RefSeq and is a predicted model, not a curated record. Bases 1 to 708 code for a protein of 235 amino acids. Lineage: Eukaryota; Fungi; Ascomycota; Sordariomycetes; Xylariales; Xylariaceae. The transcript is spliced from 2 exons.
AUGUUUCCCAAAACUGUUGCUUUAGCUCUAGCCCUAGUCCCCUUCUCCCUGGGCCAAGUCUCCUCGGACUUUGAGAGCGGAUGGGAUUCCACGGCGUGGCCGACCUACGCGCUCGACUGUAGCCAGGGAGGCAAAGUCUCGCUCGACAGUACGACAGCUCACAGCGGCAAGAACAGUAUCCGUGUUGAUGGGGCAGGCGGCUACUGCGGGCAUAUUUUCUUUGGUACGACGAAAGUACCUAGUGGCGACGUCUAUGUCAGAACAUACCUAAAAGCCUCUAGGGCUCUCACCGACUCCCACGUCAGCUUCAUCACGAUGCCCGACUCAGCUCAAGGAAGCAAGAAACAUCUUCGCAUCGGCGGGCAGAGCAGGAUUCUCAUGUAUAACCGUGAAUCAGACGAUGCCACCUUACCCGACCUAUCGCCACAAGGUAUCGCUACUUCCACUGCUUUGCCGACUGGCUCCUGGCAGUGCUUCGAGUAUCAUUUGGGGACUGAUGGGUCUGUCGAGACAUGGCUGAACAACAGCACGGUUGCUGGUAUUACUGUAACGAAAGGCACGACCAACCCCAACGCCGCUCAAUGGACAAGAAGUCGUGUCGUCCCGAAGAUAACGGCAGUUUAUUUUGGCUGGGAGUCCUACGGUGGAGAUGCUAAUACCUUCUGGUAUGAUGAUAUCGUAGUGAGCUCUAGUCGCAUUGGAUGCUAG